Molecule: messenger RNA, 315 nt
Organism: Ostertagia ostertagi
Lineage: Eukaryota; Metazoa; Nematoda; Chromadorea; Rhabditida; Trichostrongylidae
Source: the annotation of a GenBank genome assembly
AUGACAUCAGAUAUGAAACUCUUAACAUGCGUCAAGUGUUUGGGGAAUGAGACGUUAUGUCGUGAUACAUGCAAAGGAUAUUACUGUUAUAAAUAUGAAAUGCAGGCAAAACCUGUGAAAAGAGGAUGUUUGAAUGACACGGAUCCACUCUCCAGGGUAAACGAAUGCUCAUUACGAAGUCAUGAAAUUGGUCGACUUCGUGUUGUGGAGAAUUUCUGUAUCUGCACAUCAGACAGGUGCAACAUUGCCCCAAACUACAUGAUCUUCUCCGUGCUGUGUACUACCCUGAUUUCACUUAGUCGUGUAAUGUUGUGA